CAAAUCCGCGUAGAUGUUAGUAUUUCUCAUAGAUGAGUGUGCAUCGUGAUCAAUAUCAUCUGGUCACUUCAACCCAAAACAUGGAAAAUUCUACCAAAGUGCUGGAAGAUGACGCUCUCCUUGAUCAAUGGAACUCAGAGUUCGUGGACGUGCUGUGGUCCGAUACCCUUCUCCUGGUGAUGUACAUCUUGAUUGGCGUAGUGGGUAACUCACUCGUUGUUAUUGUGUACACUCUACGUUUCCGGGACAAAAGCGAAGAUCGAUUCUUUAUUCCAUACCUUGCUGUUAUUGACCUGAUAGCAUGUUUGGUGUGCUCGUCUUUCGGUAUUAUUGUAAACAAGUAUGCUGUAACGUUUACCAACGACCCGGCGUGUAAGGCGUUCUGUUUGCUGAGUUUAAUAGUAACAGGAUGUUCGGCACUCAUAUUGCUAGUAAUAGCGGUUCAUCGAUAUCAGAAAAUAUGUCGACCAUUUUCAGCGCAGAUGUCCCUCCGAAGAAAGAAACUGAAUUUAAUCGGCUGCAUAUCUGUAUCACUUCUUGUGUCACUUCCAUCGCUGGCUUUCUAUGGGACAUCCCCUGUUAUACACCCAGAAUACAACAUCACAGGAACGCGUUGCGCUAACAUUCGUGGACCGUGGACGAAAGGUGUAGCUAUAGCCUACAAGGCUGUGAUACUGCUCAUGUGCCUGGGUGUACUGAUAAGUUUGAUAGUGAUUUACUGUUUGAUAGGAAAGGCCGUCUUUAAAAGGAUUACAUUGAAUAAAAACAGACACAUCCAUACAUCAGAUCCAACCGCAAUGUCCUCCGCGACAUCAUCAGAUACUGUAACAACCAUCGUGGAAUCUGUCUCUGAAGAUGGGCGAAAACUCGCUCGAAAGUCAAUUCCAAAUACAAAUAGGAAGAACAUCUCUGGAUAUCGACUGUCGGUGAUGUUUAUGAUUAUCACCGCAGUUUUUGUUCUCUGCUACAUUCCUAAGAUAGCCAUGAUGAUGUUUGAGUCUAAAAUUGAGCGGUUCUGGUUGACUCUGGAUAUCUCCAGUUAUGGCGCAUAUCGGUUUUUAUAUACUAUGUAUAUAAUAAAUAGCAUCGUGAAUCCUGUCAUAUAUGGAUUCUUUGAUAGAAAAUUCCGACAGGAACUGUUAUCACUCUGUUGCUGUUUUAAAGUAUCAUAAUGUUUAAUGAAGUUGAAAUGGAUGGAUGGGAGUAAAAAGAAAAGAUUUAUUUUAUAUACUUUUUGAUGGCUGUUGUUGUAUACUAUUGCGUUCGUUAUGUUGACUAGUGUGUAUACUGUUUAUAUGUUUAAUAUUUAUAUCAUUCUUCAUCUAUUCAUCAGUCUUUUGAUUCGUAUAUAUUUGCAAACAUUAUUGCUAUUUGUUUAUUUCUGUACUUGAUUUUUGUCCGGAUUUCAAACAUUUUCCAAAUAAAUAACAUGUUCUACAUGCAUUACAACUUUAAAAUAUCAAUGGUGUGAUUUGUUAUCACAUAGUGUAUAAUCAUAUUAAUACGUAUACAAAUGACAUUUUACAAAAAAAGAAAUUAUCGAAUUUGAAACACAAGAUUAACAAUACCAAUCAGCAGGUGUAGCAUAUUACAACAUUCGACAUUCCAUAGACAUCGCAUUCAUCAUUUGGUAAAUAAAAAAUAAUAAUUGUACUUUUAAGGUGGUCAUCAUACAUUUUUGUUCGUAUUUUGCCGAGGCUUGGUCAAUUUUGAGGAAGAAUUAUGAUACCUUUAUUGUUUCGAUGCUCCCUGUUGUGAUUAUAAAUAGAGCAAUGCUGUUGUUUUGUUUAUUUAAAAAAAAAUGAAACAAAGAUCAUGAUUCACUUAUGAUUCUAAUUGUGCCAAACAGGUUUUUCUUAUCUUUAAGACAUCACAUCUCAGAUGUCAAGUUGCAUUGUAAGAUAAUUACAAAUCAAAACAAUUUGCUCCUGGUCUGUAUAUAUACAGAUUAAGAUAUGAAUUUCCUGUCGUAGUUGUACUGUGAUGAAUAUUUAUAAUAUGUGUACAAUUCGCAUCCAUGUAUGUAAAUACAUUGCAAUCCAGGUAUUCAUAUCAUCUUAUAGACGACUUCCGCAAUGAUCAUGUCAGGAUAUCGGGCCGACAAUCUCUGCGCCAUAGAAACGUUUUUUUUUAAAGAACGCCGAUGUGGCGCAUCGGUAAAAGCUGCGGGUAUUUCUGGCUAGGCGAGUGGGUGCCGUAGAUCAAGAGUUCGCACGAUCUACCGCACCAAAUCGCAUAGCAAGAAACACCUGCAGCUUAUACCGCUUCGCAACAACCUCGUUAGAGGAGCGCAUUUGUAAAGGUGCGGGUAUUUCUGAUUUGGUGCCGUAGAUCGUGAGUUCGAGGCCCGGUCAGGGCACGAGUCAUAAAGUUGUCCUCCUUGUUAGUUGUGCUACUAUGUUGUAUAUCUGAUUAUCAGCACAUUGCAUCAUAUUCAUAUGUGUUCGUGAUCCGAAGUUGGUGACUAUUGUAUAAAAUAUCAAACUGC
Messenger RNA from Pecten maximus, 2488 nucleotides. Its product is annotated as orexin receptor type 1-like. Gene Ontology annotation, cellular component: plasma membrane. Gene Ontology annotation, biological process: G protein-coupled receptor signaling pathway. Bases 33 to 1172 code for a protein of 379 amino acids. NCBI's taxonomy places the organism in Eukaryota, Metazoa, Mollusca, Bivalvia, Pectinida, Pectinidae. The record is from RefSeq and is a predicted model, not a curated record. Gene Ontology annotation, molecular function: G protein-coupled receptor activity. The transcript has a single exon.